GGGCUACUAACGUGGUUCAAUCACAGACCGACACCGAGGGGCCCCCCCCGGCUCCCCGCACCAGGGCAGCCCCCCCCACCCCUCCCGAGACACACCCGGCCGGAGCGACUCCCUCUCCCCGGGCUGUCCCUCUCGCCGCUGCCGCUGCCGCUGCCAUGAGGCUGGUGCGGUGGCUGAUGAAGAGCGCGGCACUGGCCGGACAGCUCGAGCACUUCUCCAAGUUCUCACCAUCUCCGCUCUCCAUGAAACAGUUCCUGGACUUCGGUUCCACAAAUGGCUGUGAGAAGACCUCCUUUGCAUUUCUACGACAAGAACUUCCAGUACGACUUUCAAAUAUCAUGAAAGAAAUUAAUCUACUUCCGGACAACUUGUUAAGCACUCCUUCUGUGAAACUGGUUCAGAGCUGGUAUGUACAAAGUCUAAUGGACAUUUUAGAGUUCUUAGACAAAAAUCCUGAAGAUCACAGAGUUUUAUCAGACUUUUCAGAUGCCCUCAUCAAUAUUCGGAACAGGCACAAUAACGUGGUUCCAACAAUGGCACAGGGAGUCGUCGAGUAUAAGGAAGCGUUUGGUAUUGAUCCUGUUGCUAAUCAGAAUGUACAGUACUUCCUAGAUCGAUUCUACCUGAGCCGAAUCUCUAUCCGAAUGCUCAUUAACCAGCAUACUCUUGUUUUCGAUGGCAGUAACCCAGCCCAUCCCAAACACAUCGGUGGCAUUGACCCUAACUGUGACGUGCUGGAAGUAGUGAAAGAUGCUUGUGAGAGUGCAAAAAUGCUUUGUGACCAAUAUUACUUGAUUUCUCCUGAGGUGCUGAUUUGUCAACUCAAUGGAAAGGCACCAGGGUGCUCUAUCCAAAUUGUAUAUGUUCCUUCACAUCUGUACCACAUGCUGUUUGAACUUUUUAAGAAUGCAAUGCGAGCGACAGUGGAGUAUCGCCAAUCCAGUCUUUCUCUCCCUCCUAUUGAAGUGACCGUUGCUUUAGGUAAUGAAGACCUUACAAUUAAGAUGUCUGACCGAGGUGGUGGUGUUCCCCUGCGGAAAAUCGAUCGACUUUUCAGUUAUAUGUAUUCUACAGCCCCUAAACCAAUGGUGAAGAAUUCCCGCACUACUCCUCUGGCUGGUUUUGGCUAUGGUCUUCCCAUUUCCCGCCUCUAUGCCAAGUAUUUUCAGGGUGAUCUAAACCUUUUCUCUAUGGAAAGUUAUGGUACAGAUGCUGUUAUUUAUUUAAAGGCUUUAUCUACUGAUUCAGUAGAGAGAUUACCUGUUUUCAAUAAAUCUGCUUGGAGACAUUACCAAACCAGCAAUGAAGCAGAUGAUUGGUGCAUCCCCAGCAGUGAGCCCAAAAACCUGGCCAAGUUUGAUCGUCACAUUUGAAGCAAGAUAUUCUGAAUGAAAGAACUCAGAAGAGAAUAUGGCUGUGUUCAUCCGUGGACCAUGGUCUUUACAGAAACAGACUGCCAAAGAAAAUCACCCACUCUGGGCUGGUGAUGGUAUAAAUGAAUCAUAAUGUACUGUUCCAAAACUUGCAGUGCGAUUGUAUGCAGUAUUCACCAUGUUGAAUGGAGUCAUCAUUGUUGCCAUCAGUUAGUUUAAGACAUAGAAACAACAUCUACAUUUCUGAAUAAGAGACCAAGGGAUUUUGUGAUAUGUUAUUCCAAGUUUUAGAAAAAUGGUUCACAAAAUAAGAUUUUGUACUUUAUUGUAUUUUAAAAUAUGAGACUGAUGUAUAAUCCAAAAUUCAGAUCUCACCUUAAAGAAAAAAUGAACUAUAAUUACUAUCAUUGACGAAUACAGUAUCUACUUGAUCAAAGGUUUGUUUGCACCAAUUCUUUCCUGCCCCUCCUAAAGGUGUUUGCUUCUGUUUUUAUUUGCUUCUAUGUGUGCAGUUCCAUCUUGGUACCUUGACCUUUUUUCAUGUACGACCCAUUACAUUGAUAGUGUCCAGAGGCAAACGACUGCAGGGUGUUCUCACUCAAUACUCGGGGUUAUGAUAUAUUGCAAAUUAGGAAUGUUAUCAACUUGACUUUUACACUGUGCUUACAAUCCAGUUUUCAAUUCAAUUGUAUAAAUGGCACUGUAAAGUAGAAAGGCUGGAUUCUUUUGCUUAACUGCUUAACAUUAAAAUAUUUUGGAUGGUGUUUUGGUAGAAAAAUUAUGGUGAUCUUUAUGCUGUUGUGGAAAUUGAGCCUUAUUUGUGAUGCAUUUGCAAAUACGGUUUGUACACAGUGGAAUGCAGAAUUUAGAAACUGUUACAUCAAUAUAUUUGGACCCGAUCUAAUUAUCAUGAUGCAGUUGGACUGCUUUGAUAUAUAAAAACUUUAAUUAACAUUUGGCAUAAUUAUGACAGUAAAGUGAUUUUAGUACUGGGGGUUAAUCAAUGCAGUUUAAAAUAUUAAGUAUUCAAAUUUUGUUUGAAUAUUAAAUCACAACUAGCAAUAUUUAACCCUUCAACAAUAGUACUUGCAUUUCAUAUUGAUGCAAUACGAAAUUCACUAAAUUUACUGAGGAGUCAUGAUGUGACAUCUGUGGUUGUGAGUUUUUUUUUAAAUAGUACAUCAAGUGCUCAGUUAUUAUGUUGACUGCAGUCCAAUACUUUUAUGUAUAGGGAUGUAGCAAAAUUGUUUUUGGAAUUUCUAUCUAAAGCAGUGUAUUAAUUUUCAAUGUGAUGAUUAAAAUUCCAGUUAAUUUUGAUCAA
Messenger RNA from Callorhinchus milii (elephant shark), 2694 nucleotides. It is a transcript of the gene pdk4, whose product is annotated as pyruvate dehydrogenase kinase, isozyme 4. The record is from RefSeq and is a predicted model, not a curated record. Gene Ontology annotation, biological process: regulation of glucose metabolic process; protein phosphorylation. Bases 156 to 1373 code for a protein of 405 amino acids. The transcript is spliced from 11 exons. Gene Ontology annotation, molecular function: pyruvate dehydrogenase (acetyl-transferring) kinase activity. Lineage: Eukaryota; Metazoa; Chordata; Chondrichthyes; Chimaeriformes; Callorhinchidae. Gene Ontology annotation, cellular component: mitochondrion.